AUGCCUAAACGGUGUGCAUUGGGAUGUUCAAACAAGACUUCCUAUCAUCAAUUUCCACAUCCAGAAAAGAAACCUGACCGUUUCAAGGCUUGGGUUCAUAUAGCUGGUGGGAAGUUAGAUAGUCCUGCUGAUUAUGAACUGUAUAGAAAGAAGGUCAUCUGUGAUAUCCAUUUUACAGACAGGGAUAGAAACCGUAAUAACCGGUUGAAUUUUCUAGCUGUGCCAUCACUUCAUCUUCCUGGCAAGUCUGAUGAAGUUGUUACUUCAGAGAAAGUUUUACUUGUACCUGAACCUGUGAAUGAAGAAAGCAGCCUUGCUACAUUAAAACUGACAACGACAGAUAACUCUGCCAGAAUCAAUUCAGAACACAAUUAUUGCCGACUGCAGAAGAAGGCGAUACAUAAAAACAAUAGUAAGUUUUUUUAG
Parnassius apollo (apollo) is the source of this 426-nucleotide messenger RNA. Lineage: Eukaryota; Metazoa; Arthropoda; Insecta; Lepidoptera; Papilionidae. The record is from the annotation of a GenBank genome assembly.